UUCAUUAUCGGUUUGAGUUCACGCGAAUACACAACAUUCUAUACAAAGGUAUUCAAUCAUUCGCGACCUAUAAUUUGCUCUCUCGUAUGAGCUUUCGUUUUUGCAUGAAAAGUGCUUUCCAUCACAUUGUUUCGAUAACAAUAGAUUCGCGAUUAUGGAUUGCCGAUCAGUGCUACUCUUCUGCCUAGCGGUUUUUCUGGCAAUACUCGUCACAAACACAGAAGGACGAACCAAAAAAGUGGUCAUCCACGUACCGUAUAAAGUGAAAAAGAUCAAGCACACGCACACAGUUUACAAAACUGUGCACCACCACCACACACAUCACGACCAUUUGGAUCAUCUGGAACAUUUGGAUCACUUUGAACACUUGGAUCACUUGCCCCCGGCGGACGAGCACGAACAUUUCCAUCACAUGCAUCUCCUUGAUGAUGCGCCGAUCAAAUCUCACACACAACCUGUCCCCGCUAUCGAUAUCCCGGAGUUUUUGCCCGACGGCCCACUAAACUUGCCCCUGGAGCUUAAUAACAUACCCCGGGAUAUACCGGGAAUACCGAAACGUUUGGCCAUACCUUUGUUCAGACGUGACGACAAGACUUUGGCGUAUUUUGUUACUUCGGAUCACCCCGUGAAACAUAUUUCAAACCCCACUCUCGCUAGUUUGUUCCAAUGAACUUCCCACCAAAUUUUACAUUUCAUUGUACUAAUAUAAUUAAUAAAAAAAUCAAAAGGAUAAGCCAAAUAGAGUAGGUGUUUACAAAAUUUGAGUAUGUGGAUUAAAUUUCGAGCAUAGUUUUAUAGUUUUUUGAUUUAAAUAAAAAAAAAAAAAUCAAAAAUCAUUUAUUUCAAGUAGGCUCAGUUUACAAGCACUUUUGACACGUCUGUUGACUAUUUGUAAAGAUUCUACCACCGGUUCGGAAGGCAGGCAAAAAAAAAGCUCUCUAAGAAUUUUAAUACUUUAGUCUAUUAUUAGUUAGGUUGACGUAGCCUACCGAUGAAUAGGUACCGCCAGCUGAAUAAAAAAGUCUUAUCUUUAUCACCAACAGCCGAUGACGUAGGCCUCUUGCAUGGACUUCCAACCAAAACAGUCUCAAGCUGCCUGCUCUCCAUCCAUCGGCUCCAUGCAACCCGCUUGAUGUACUCGGUCCACCUAGGUGGAGAGACGAAUAACACUGUGCUUUCCGGUGCGGGGUCAUUGCCACUUCAGCUUCGCGACUCGCUGAGCUAUGCCAGAGACUUUGGUUCUUCUGCGGAUCUAGUAAUAUCUGAUUCGAUUUCGUAGAGAAGCUCCAAACAUAACUCGUUCUGACGCCCGCUAAAUGACUGAGUCUUCUUCAAAAAUGUACUUAAACUAAUACACACAUAAUCCAGACCCAUAGUAUGCGUAGCUUGUGUUAUGGGUAUUAAGGUAACCAUAGAAAGUCAUAUACCAUCAUAAGUUAGUUAAUAGCUAUCAGAUAAAAUCCUAGUAUAUAAAUACUAUAAAUUCCUAAAUUGACCCAGCCAGCAAUACUUGCUUUAGAAAAUCGUUAAAAGAUUCUCAACCUAGUUAUGUUUGAUGAUACUUUUUAUGUUAUGCAUACUCAAACUUUGUAAAACUUUAUUAAAUUAAAGUAAGUAAUUCCAUAUAUAAGUGUACAAAAUAAGACAGUAAUUUAUAAGAAAAUAUAUUAUUUAUUAUCUCACAUUAAGAAAAUACUUUAUUUUAUUAUAUGGCGCUUUGUUUUAGCGUUUUCUGAUUUAAAGGGUUCCGUACCGAAAUGGUAAAACAAAAUAAUAUUAAACAGAGUAAAAUACAUAUUAUUUAAGGUGGCAUCAAACGAAUUGUAUUUGCUCAGACAACAAGUAGACGUCUAAAACAUUCGCAAAAUAUAGAAUUAAAUUAUACACUUUAAAAACAAAUAAUAAUAUUAAAAUAAUAUUAAUAAUUAAAUUGGUCUCCCGUGUAAAAACGUGAUAAUUUGCCGUUUUUAUAGAUAAUGUACGGAACCCACCGUGUGCGAGUCUUAGUAGCACUUAGCCGGUUUUUAUAGUUAAUUUUUGUUUUGCUACCUAUAUGUGUACUUUCUAAUGGCGUGUUAAAUUAAUAUUUAAGUUGGUGAUUAUUUAAAGCAAUAAAGCUUAGAGCUAAAUCAUAAGUGAAAAUUGUAUUAUUAAAUAUUUAUUAAAAAAUUAAUUAUUACAUGAAAACGCACAGUAAAUGUACGUUUUUGUUUUAUGUUAAAUAUAAAAUGAAAAUAAAUAAUUAUGAAUAUAA
Messenger RNA from Bicyclus anynana (squinting bush brown), 2254 nucleotides. RefSeq lists its product as uncharacterized. NCBI's taxonomy places the organism in Eukaryota, Metazoa, Arthropoda, Insecta, Lepidoptera, Nymphalidae. The record is from RefSeq and is a predicted model, not a curated record. The transcript is spliced from 4 exons. The coding region runs from base 155 to 670 and encodes 171 amino acids.